AAAUAUUUUACUAUUUUAGAUAAAAUAAAUAAAAGAGCUAUAGAAUUAUUAGUAAGUAAAUUACAUUAUUAAUAUAUAUAAAAAAUCACGAAAAUGUCAGAAUAUGAUAAAGUGAGAUCUGGAAAACUUAUUUUGAAAGGUGAAAAGAAAAGAGUCAAGAAAAGAAAAUUGAAAAAACAAGAAAAAGAACAUAUCAUAACUUCAGAAGAUAAAGAUACUAUAAAUCAUGGUGGUUGGUGGAAAGCUACACAAGUAUCAGAAGUCACAGGAACUGUAGCAAUUGAAUUUGGAAAUCAUGUCUAUAUGAAAGCAUUAGAUAAUGGAUUAUUUACCUUAGGUGUUCCCCAUAAUGAAGGGGAAGGACCUUCGCCAGAAGAAAUUCUAACAGCUUUCCCAAUAAGUGAAACUAAAAUUGCAUUAAAAUCUGGUUAUGGGAAAUACUUAGGUGUUGACAAAAAAGGUGUUGUUGUUGGAAGAAGUGAUGCAGUAGGCAUGAUUGAACAAUGGGAACCAAUAUUUCAGGAUAACAAGCUUGCUAUUUUAAAUAGCAAUGAUUGUUUCAUAUCAGUCACCGAUGAAGAUGAUAUUAUCUGUCAAAAAAGGACUGCUGGAGCUUCUGAAUUUUGUACUAUAAGAAGUAUAACCCAAAAAACUCAAGAUCCAAACAAAGACAUUCCUAAAGAAGAACAAGGUUCUCUUCAUGAUGUUGAAGUGAAUUAUGUGAGAAAGUUUCAAAAGUUUCAGGACAAAAAAUUAAAAAUAAGUAAGGAGGAUAGUUCUAAAUUAGAAAAAGCAAAAAAAGAAGGAACUCUGCAUGAAGCUUUAUUAGAUAGAAGAAGCAAAAUGAAGGCAGAUCGAUAUUGUAAAUAAUUUUAUACAAAUUGCAUUAUGUAUUGUAACUAUUGCAUUGUAUGUAUAAUUAUAUAAUUAUUGACUUUUAAAAUGUAUAAAUAUUUAAUGAAAAUAUGAAAAAGACAUAUAAA
Messenger RNA from Frieseomelitta varia, 983 nucleotides. It is a transcript of the gene FRG1, whose product is annotated as protein FRG1 homolog. The record is from RefSeq and is a predicted model, not a curated record. The transcript has 5 exons. The coding region runs from base 94 to 870 and encodes 258 amino acids. Gene Ontology annotation, molecular function: actin filament binding. Lineage: Eukaryota; Metazoa; Arthropoda; Insecta; Hymenoptera; Apidae. Gene Ontology annotation, cellular component: nucleolus; striated muscle dense body; catalytic step 2 spliceosome.